Molecule: messenger RNA, 3948 nt
Organism: Pelmatolapia mariae (spotted tilapia)
Lineage: Eukaryota; Metazoa; Chordata; Actinopteri; Cichliformes; Cichlidae
Gene: scn2b
Product: sodium channel, voltage-gated, type II, beta
Exons: 6
Coding region: 282-851 (189 amino acids)
Cellular component (GO): plasma membrane
Source: RefSeq, a predicted model, not a curated record
AAAAUGAAAGAAGAUCAAUAAAGGCCUGGCUACAUCACUGGUUAUUUGUCUCCCAUGUACAAAACUAACAUGUGUGUAACAUAUCACCCAAAUAGUCUCCAUUUUCUUUUUGUAUUAUCUUACAGGGUUAUCAGAAUGAGCCUUGGCUUGGAUGAGUUGUGCCGUAAUCAGAGAAAAUCUGAUCCGGGGGGGGGGGUUGCUUCUGGCUGCUGCAGUAUGCAGAAUGUAGUAAGACUGUCUCCAAGGCAGAGGGCACUAGAGACAGUUCAAGUUGUUCAAGCAUGGACGUAAUUGUGGCCAAUAGCAUUAAUGCACUAAAUGGAACAACGGUAAAAAUCUCUUGCGUGUUCACUUCCUGCUAUAAGAUGGAUGUUACCAAGUUUGCCAUGAAUUGGACCUACCAAGAAACACGCAACGAUACACAGGAACUGUUCAUGACAUACUAUAAGAAAAGGGGAAUGGUGCCUCUUCGAUCAGAACGGUUCGGGGAAAGGGUCACGUUUGCUGGGAACCUGGAUAAGAAUGACCUGUCAAUCACUCUAUUAAAUGUUCAACUGGAGGAUGAGGGUAUUUACAACUGCUAUGUGAGAAACCCCCCAGACCGCAUCCAGGGACAUGGUAUCAUACAGCUCAAUGUUGUCACAGAACUCCCACCUCCAAGGGAUUCAACCAUUGCGGUUGCCAUUGGGGCUUCUGUGGGAGGAGCAUUAGCACUGCUGAUCCUUUCCAUGGUAGUUGUGAAAUGUCUCCGUCGACACAGGAAACAGGAACUCAUUUCAGAGGAAAAAAUGGAGGAGGAGGGGAAACUGGAGGCUGAAGGUGUUGCAGAAGAAGGAACCAAGCAACCAUAAUGGAUCAUGUGGUUAAACCAGAAGCCUGUGGAGCUCCCAAAACCCUGACAUAUCCAUCCCUUCUUGAGGAUCUAUAGUAAUCACACCUCUUUAUGCUUCCAUCCCGUUUGCAUGUUUGUGUGUGCGUGGAUGUCUAAUGCACAUAUAUCUGUUUCUUUGUGUGUGUGUGUGUGUGUGUGUGUGUGUGUGUGUGUGUGUGUGUGUGUGUGUGUGUGUGUGUGUGUGUGUGUGUGUGUGUGUGUGUUUUCAAAGUGUCUAUGUGAUUGAGGAUAUUUUUGUAUGUCUGAAUCAAAUGUGUCUAUUUCCUCGAAAAUAUCUGGUAACUUACCCAGUAAAUGCAUAUUGUUUUAUUCAUAGCUUUAACUCACUGUUAAUAACAUUAGAGGUCUUUCUUAUGACACAGAAUGCCAUUUUCAUAGCAUAAUAUAUGGCGGGCUAUGGGGCUGGGCGGUAUGACUUAAAAAAAACUAUAUGAGGGUAUAUUUUGAAUAUAGAACUUUAACUAAAAAACUGAAUGACAGUGUAAUAUUUUUGCUGUUACUGUUUGUAUAGCUGUAAUGUUUUAUAUUCAGUCCCAUGCUUUGGGAGAAAAACCUUUAACUGCCUGCAAUGAGCUAUUGAUAAAUAUAACAGUGGUUGUGGAGAUAAAGCUUCAUACAUAAUGAAAGCUGAAGCUAUUUCAACUAUCAUAUGCAGCGUGUAUAUCUGUUGUGGCAGUAAAUUGCUGAUAACUCCAAUGUCUAACACGUCCAAUGUUGGGGUUUUGUUUUGAAUGGUUUUUUUGUUGUUUUUUUAACAUACAUACUGUGAAUCUAGUGGGGUAUUUUUAAACAUUGCCUUAAAGUCUUUUAACUGCCUGUAUGGACACCAUGUCUUAACAUACAUUAGAUGCACAGCUGGAUUUUGCUAUUAUAUAAAUAUGACCAGUUUUCAGUGAGUGAGCCAAAUUAUGUUUACACGGAGCUCGAAAUCUACUUGUGUCUGAGUCAGAAAGCAUUCUCAAACAUUCCUAAUAUCUGGUGAAUUUUGACAAAGCAGUUGGUCUGUGCACUCUACAGAUAGGGUUUUUUUAUUCAGUCAACUUCUCUCAGAAACCAGAAAAACAAGUGCCCCAUUAAUAUUUGUCUUUACACUAGAAUACUGCAACUAUUUCAAACCAUUCAAGAUUUCAUUAUUGCAAAUAUUUCAAAAUAACAAAAUGUUUUUCAGUAUCUACACAUUUUUGAGCUGCCUCUGUCCUAUGUCUUAGCAGUUUGUUAUUAAUAAAUUAAAUAACUUAAAUGAAUAACAUGAUUACAUGAAUUGCUGUUCAGAAUAUGUUAUGUAGUUUAGAUUCUAUACUAAUGCAAACAAAAUAGCAUUCUUUAUUCUUUUUUUUAAAUUUCUUUUUAAAAUAAUUCUACUGUAUGUCAUACCGUCCACCCCCAUAACAGGCACCUUUCCAUUAAGCCUGAUACUGUAUAGGAAUGACUUGGAGUGCCUGAAUAGAGAAGUUGCAGUGAUAAGCACAGAUUUCAGUUCAUUCUCUGUUUUACAUACAAUGAAAACGUUUUAGUCCUGAUGAUAUCUGUGACUGCACUGCAUUAUACAGUCAUUUGCAUAUUCCACUCAGAAUUCUCAGAAAUCCACACAAUAUAAACACAACUAACACUUUGUAAAAGAACAAAAACAUACGAAAGAAAGUUUAAAAUGACGGCCACAACAUUGAAGAAUAUUGAGUCUUAUAAUUUAUGUGCCAACUUUUAUUGAUAGAAUCUAUUAAAGGUUGUCACAACAGUGACCUACACACAGACAACAGCAAUAUAUUGUACUAAUCUCCAUCUCCUAUAUCACGAGCUGGUAUAAGUCCCAGCUGAAAGCAAAUAUUUGAAUGUUUACAUUCCUAACUGACAGAAAUCCUGUUUUAUAGAAACAUAAAAAUGGACAAACUGAAUCACUGCUUCCCAAUUUAUACACUUUUUAGAGUGUAUAUAAAAGCUUAAGAAAAAAUGUCUAUUAAAUAGUUGUAAAGCUUUACAUAUUCUAUUCUAGCUAAGUCUCCAAAGUAAUGACUUUACCUCAACAACGGUGUGCAAAACUGUUUGCACCUCAAAACAGUGAUACAUAUUCUAAUGUUAAUGUAGUGGAGAUCAUGUGAAUAUAAUGGAAAUGAGAGAAAAAACAUAUAUAGUGCAGAUAUUAUAAUGAUAUUAAAACUGUUAUAGGGAAUGUGUGAUUGUGUAUUUCACUAUUAAGUUGACUAGAGAAUCUUGAAUGUUUUUAAAAUAUAUAUUCUCCUAGUAAAAUACUUGAUCACUCUUUAAUAUCAAUCCAGCAUGUACACUUUGUUAUUGUCAGAAUGUCCCAUGAUGAUUCAACUUCAGUUUACUACGAUAAUGAGACAGCAGUGUCACAAGGUGAUGUCUCAGUAACUGUUAAACGGGAGGGUUCCAAAUCUGGUGGCUUGGCCUGACCUGGGUUUUGGCUCUGUUAAAAAAAAUAAUAAAAAAAUAAAUUGUGUACAGGUCUAUAUUUAGGUCUGUUAAGAUCUAUGAUUUUAUCAUUUUUUUGUCCAUUAUUAUGGAUGAUGUACUGCAUAAUUUCAUCAAAUAUUAAUGGCACAUCUUUAAAGUCACAGUAAUAUGUUCACAACUUUGUGUUGCUCUGUGCUGGUCAAUAAAAGCUUAAAUUGUCACUUCGUACAAUCAUGCGCUAAAGAAUAAUAAAGUGAUUACAAAAUUUUGAGUUUUUUCAUUAGCUUUUUCACAUUUCCUGGUACACUGCUGUCUGUGUGUAAUCAUGCAUGUUUAAGUUACAGGGUUUGUAGACCCAUUAGGUGAUGGCAGAUUAACAUUUAGGGCAAAUUUACUGCAGUUAUCACCAGACAGGUUUUAUCAGCAAUAUUGUAUAUAUAUUGUGGUGUAGUAUACUUAUUAUUCAAAAUAGUUUACAGUUAAAAAAAUAUAUAAUGUGCUAGAUAUUGUGCACUGCUGUUUUCCACCUCAAGCUAUGAAUUUGCCCUGAAUAGUUUCUGUUAUAUCACUUUACAUGUUAGUGGACAUCAAAGUUAUGCUUGCACUGCGCUGCCUCUAAAACAAGUGGCAAUGUAUUUCAAAUA